UUCUACUGUCUUCUAGGAAGGGAGAUGGUGGAUUACAUCUGCCAGUACCUCAGCAGCGUGCGAGAGAGGCGAGUGACCCCGGAUGUACAGCCCGGCUACCUGCGUGCUCAGCUGCCGGACAGAGCUCCAGAGGACCCUGACAGCUGGGACAGUAUCUUCGGGGACAUCGAACGAAUCAUCAUGCCUGGAGUGGUUCAUUGGCAGAGUCCUCAUAUGCACGCUUACUACCCAGCGCUUACCUCUUGGCCAUCGCUGCUGGGAGAUAUGCUGGCGGAUGCCAUCAACUGCCUGGGCUUCACCUGGGCUUCCAGUCCUGCCUGCACGGAGCUGGAGAUGAACGUGAUGGACUGGCUGGCGAAGAUGCUAGGACUCCCAGAUCACUUCCUGCACCACCAUCCUGGGAGCCAGGGGGGAGGCGUCCUGCAGAGCACAGUCAGUGAGUCUACUUUGGUCGCUUUGCUGGCAGCGAGGAAGAACAAAAUCCUAGAAAUGAAAUCUUCUGAGCCGGAUGCUGACGAGUCUUCUCUGAAUGCCCGUCUUGUUGCCUAUGCCUCGGAUCAGGCUCAUUCCUCAGUAGAGAAGGCUGGUUUGAUUUCCCUGGUGAAGGUGAAAUUUCUGCCUGUGGAUGAUAACUUCUCGCUCCGAGGGGAAGUACUGCAGAAAGCCCUGGAGGAAGACAAACAGCGGGGCUUGGUGCCUGUCUUUGUUUGUGCAACACUAGGGACCACCGGGGUCUGUGCAUUUGACUGCCUGUCCGAACUGGGCCCCAUCUGUGCCAGGGAGGGGCUGUGGCUCCACAUCGAUGCUGCUUAUGCAGGCACGGCCUUCCUGUGCCCCGAGUUCCGGGACUUCCUGAAGGGCAUCGAGUAUGCAGACUCCUUCACCUUCAAUCCAUCCAAGUGGAUGAUGGUGCACUUUGACUGCACCGGCCUCUGGGUGAAGGACAAGUACAAGCUGCAACAGACCUUCAGCGUGAACCCUGUCUACCUCAGGCAUGCUAACUCAGGUGCCGCCACUGACUUCAUGCACUGGCAGAUUCCUCUGAGCCGACGGUUUCGCUCUAUUAAGCUCUGGUUUGUGAUUCGCUCUUUUGGGGUGAAGAAUCUUCAAGCGCACGUCAGACAUGGUACUGAAAUGGCUAAGUAUUUCGAAUCUCUAGUCAGAAACGACCCUUUCUUUGAAAUUCCUGCCAAGAGACACCUGGGCCUGGUGGUUUUCCGUCUAAAGGGUCCUAAUUGUCUCACAGAAAGUGUGCUGAAGGAAAUAGCCAAAACCGGCCAGCUCUUCCUCAUCCCUGCCGUGAUCCAGGACAAGCUGAUCAUCCGUUUCACUGUGACAUCCCAAUUUACCACCAAGGAUGACAUCCUGAGAGACUGGAACCUCAUCUCUGAUGCAGCCACAUGCGUCCUGAGUCAGCACUGUACUUCCCAACCAAUCCCGCAGGCUAGGAGCCUCAUCCCUCCAAUCAGGGGCCCCAAAGCCUUGGCCAAUGGGAUGUCUCUUCCAUCUGCCAACGAGGGAGGGGAUGACCCUGCCCAGGCCAGGAAGAUCAUCAAGCAGCCACAGCGUGGGGGAGCCUGUCCUGCGCAGAAAGAAGAUCCUGAUACCUGGCUGGACCCACUGGAUGACUGCUUUGAAGACGAGGACCUGGGGGUCCCCAAGCACAAGCUGUCAUCCUUCCUGUUCAGUUAUCUGAGCGUGCAGAAUAAGAAGAAGACGGUGCGAUCUCUCAGCUGCAACAGUAUGCCGACGAAUGCUCAGAAAUCACCGUCUGCAGAUGGUUCUGGAAAGAGUGGGAGCUCCUCCCGGGUGAGGAUCUUUUCCAGGUUUCCCGAAGAGAUGAUGCUGCUGAAGAAGAGUGCCUUCAAGAAGCUCAUCAAGUUCUACAGCGUCCCUAGCUUCCCUGAAUGCAGUUCCCAGUGUGGGCUGCACCUGCCCUGCUGCGCCCUGGAAGCCAUGGUCUAAACGCCUGGCCUCCCGCUACAUGCCAAACAAUGUGUCUCAAAGGUUCGCACAGCUUUGUGUCCCUUCUGUGUGUGCAUUUUCCCUGGGAAGGAAUUCAUUACGUUUGAUAAAGAUUCUCAGAGUGGGUUCAUGACCCACCAGGAGAUAUCAAUGGAGCCUGGAAGCCAGGAUGAUCCAGAAGGUUCCAGCCCCUCAUCAGACAGAAAGAGCUGGAGGGAAACGUCCUGACAGGCAGCUUCUGUGAUUCAGCUUGUGAAAUGAAAUAGAAUGUCAAA
This is a messenger RNA of Dipodomys spectabilis (banner-tailed kangaroo rat), 2240 nucleotides long. It is a transcript of the gene Hdc, whose product is annotated as histidine decarboxylase. The transcript has 11 exons. NCBI's taxonomy places the organism in Eukaryota, Metazoa, Chordata, Mammalia, Rodentia, Heteromyidae. Gene Ontology annotation, biological process: histamine biosynthetic process; L-histidine catabolic process. The record is from RefSeq and is a predicted model, not a curated record. The annotation marks the transcript as partial. Gene Ontology annotation, molecular function: histidine decarboxylase activity; pyridoxal phosphate binding.